Messenger RNA from Ruditapes philippinarum (Manila clam), 4990 nucleotides. RefSeq names its product myotubularin-related protein 9-like. Gene Ontology annotation, biological process: negative regulation of autophagy. NCBI's taxonomy places the organism in Eukaryota, Metazoa, Mollusca, Bivalvia, Venerida, Veneridae. The record is from RefSeq and is a predicted model, not a curated record.
AAAUAAUCACGAUCUGACAAUUCUUAUGAUACACCGGUUAUGAAUUGAAUUAUGCAAACUCGAAUUGCAGUAUUGCAUUGAAUUGUCAUUGAAACCACUUUAUAGAAGAACUGUUUUGUAUCAUACUUGAACUAAGUGAUACUUGCUGUUUAGAUGAAGAAUGGAGUUUGCAGAGUUCAUAAAGACCCCUAUGGUGGAUGGUGUUACAUUAAAGAAACCAUUUUGUAAACCAGUAGAUGGUACCCUUUGCAUCACUGGACAUCAUCUCAUUUUGUCCUGCAGGAAGGAAAACAAAGAAGAAUUAUGGCUGCUGCACACAAGUGUUGAUAGUGUAGAGAAAAGGUUGAUUGGAUCAGGUGGUGUGAUUUUUGUUCGCUGCAAGGAUUUUACCCUCCUAUCUCUCGAUAUACCUUCAGCAGAGGACUGUAUUAAUGUUGCUAACUCCAUAGAACAACUGUCGAAUAUAGAUGAUGUAACAUUGAAGUAUCCGUUUUUUUACCGCCCAUCAUUUGAAAUUCUUGAGGAUGGUUGGCAGGCUUUUAAACUUGAGUCAGAAUGGAGCAGGUACAAGGAAUGUGCUGAGGAGUGGAGAAUUACAACAGUUAAUUCUGAUUAUAAACUUUGUUUAUCAUAUCCCAAGUCAAUGUUUGUGCCAAAAUCAAUCACAGAUGAAAUGUUGGUGAAGAUAUCUCAGUUCAGGCAAGGUGGAAGGUUUCCGGUGCUCAGCUAUUACCACCGAGAUAGCAAGGCAGUGUUAAUGCGAUGUAGUCAGCCACUAACGGGGACGAGUGGUAAAAGAUGUAAAGAAGACGAGAGGCUAGUUAAUGCUGUGCUCGGUAUAGGGAAGCGUGGUUAUAUUAUCGAUACAAGAUCGCAAGGCCUUGCGAAACAGGAACAGAAAACUGGUGGAGGGUACGAGCCCGAGGCCCAUUAUUCUCAGUGGAAGAGAAUCAAUCAGUCAAUAGAGAGGCGCCAUGUCUUCCAUGAGUCUGUCAUCAAACUAAAUGAAGCAUGUUCUGACACAGGGGCAAGUCAGGAUAAAUGGUUGUCUAAGCUAGAGUCCAGUAACUGGUUAUCACAUGUAAAGGAUAUCAUCACAUGUGCAUGUCUAGUGGCCCAGUGUAUUGAUAAAGACUCGGCAUGUGUGUUGGUACAUGGAUCAGAAGGUUUAGACACGACUCUACAAGUAACAUCGUUAGCACAGCUGCUUCUUGACCAUGAUUGUCGAACUUUUACAGGAUUUGAAGCCUUGAUUGAAAGAGAAUGGCUGCAGGCUGGACAUCCUUUUGCUGACCGAUGUGCUAAGUCUGCUAAUGCAAUAACUAAAUAUAGACAAGAGUCUCCUGUCUUCUUGCUAUUUUUAGAUUGUGUAUGGCAGAUCUGGCAACAGUUUCCAUGUUCUUUUGAGUUCAGUGAAGAUUUUCUGAUACUUUUGUUUGAGCAUGCGUACUCAUCCCAGUUUGGAACAUUUCUGGGCAACAGUGAUCAGGAGAGGAAACGUCUUAGAUUAGAAAGCAGGACUAUAUCACUAUGGUCAUACCUUAACAGGCCUCAAGUGAUAGCAGGUUAUUUGAAUCCCAUGUAUGACCCUAACCCAGCUGUUAUAUGGCCAUCAGUGGCCCCUCAAAGCUUGUGUUUAUGGAGUGGACUGUAUCUAAGGUCACAGGUGAACCAGGCCAAACAAAGUGAGGCAUGGACAGAAAUAUCUAAGAUAAGAGAGUAUGACAAAGAAUUGAGGUUAAAGGUCACAAAACUGCGCCGGCAGUUAGCGAGUCUAGAGAAAGAAGCAGUGAACUCUGGGGUUAUUCUACCAGCCUCUCUAGAUGCUGAUGUGAAAUAAGAAGAGACAAACCUAAUCAAGACAGUGAAAUACCCUACUAACUUAGAAAGGAAAAUUGAAAAAAAAAUGAUUGAAAUAAAGUGAAGGAGACAAAAUGUGAUAAUGUAUGAUAAAAAAAGUAUAAUACUGAUGUAAUAUUUGACAUGGUGAAGUAUAAUAUUUAGGUAGCCUUGCUUCUGUGUUUUCUGUUAAUUUAAGAUAUCUGUAAAAACACGUAGAAACACACAUAGUGUAUUUUUCAAUUAAAGAUAUAUAUACUCUGUUGUAACAGAUUGGUAAAAGCACCUUUGUGAUUCUAUUUGGAAACAAAAAACAAUUAUCUUGAACUGCUACAGGAAAAUUAGGUUUUAUGAGAAGUUUUGAAAUUUAUUUAAAUCCUACCAGCAUUGUUUCGAUCAGUUCUCAUGAAGCAAAGACUGUUAUAAUAUUUUAGGCGUUAUAUUUUUAUGAAUUAUACGUUUUUAAGAGAACAGAAGGCUUAUUAACUUCUAUGUGCAGAAGGCUGAGCAGUGGUUUUCCUAUACACUACCUUCUUAUCGAAAUUUACAGACACACUAUUCUUUAAACUGAGCUACUUAAGCAUGCUUUUUUUAAACCAAUUACAAAUAGUUCAAUGUAGUUUAUACACUUAAAUUGUUAGUUGUAAAUCUUUAGAAAAAUGUACUAGUCUAUGCCAUUAUAGAGUAUUCCUAGUGAUUUAUAAUUAAUUUAGUAGCAUUUCUGGGUAAUACAUCUAUCUAAAUUUUCAAUGACAAAUUUUUGUUUUAUACAAAGUCUGUUAUACGCAAUUGUAUUAUUGUUAUGUCACAUUCCAUGAUUAUGUUAUGAAAUGUUUUACUAUGUAUAUGUAUGUAUAUUUGUUAGAAAUAUAUAGAUACAGUAUAUUCCCAUAAUAGUGGAUUCCCACCUAUCAAAAAAAAUUAUUUUUUUCAUUUUUGCUAAUUUAGUAUAAUCUUUGUCAUCAUAUCAAAUGUGGAUGAUUUAUUUAAUUUUUUUUAUUAUUAUUAUAAUUAUUAUUAUGUUUUCUUUUAUAUUAUAAUUGUUUGUUUUUUUAGUAUUUUUGAAUUUAUUAUGUUAAAUGUACAUUUUUGUACAUUUUGUAAUUGAUGUUUUGGACUCAUAAUGGCACAAAAACAUUAGUUUUCAAUUUUAUACAUUAUGUUAUGCACAAAAUCAUUGGUUUUCAAUUUUAUACAUUAUGUUAUUCAUACUUUCCUCUCCAUUUAUUUAUCAUAUUUACUAACUCAUAAGAUUGGUUUUUACCAGUCAAUGUAUUUGGUAGUAACAUACACCCCUGUCUUAUAGGAGGACCGACUUACAGAUGAGCAAAUAUUGUAUGAAGUAAAAUACACAUACUAUAGCUAGCAUGAGCACUUUAGUAUUUUAUAAUUUCUUUGUACUGAUUCAAAGGUCUUACAAAGCUUUUUUGUAAUGUCGAUUAUUUUACAGGACAGCCAUUACAACACAGCUGCAUCAGAUUGAUAAAUAAUUUUCAAUUUUCAUUAAAGAAAGUAGUAGAGAUUUGUUUUAAAUACUAUAAAGUUAUAAACAGAUUAUUGGGCCACAAAUAUAAAAGGUUGUUUCCAAUAUAGCUUUCACUUAGUGUUAUGAGUUAUAUAAGCUUGCAACCAUAUUGUCUGUCAAAAAUCCUUAAAACAAAUUGACUAAGGUCAAUUAAAUAAAUCUAUAAAUGAAAAAUUUUAAGUAUAGAAUGAGUACAUUGCUGCAUUAAGACAUUGUCUCUCAUCAUCCAUUAUGUGAUUUUUGGUAGUGAGAAUUCAGUGUUUCAUGCUUUAUACUGUUGACUCCUCUCUUCUUUUUGUGUAUGUUUUUAUAACUCUUUAUUCUGUAUAAUCAUAGACUCUCAUUUCACACUCAGUACUGACAGUUGUACAAUUCCCAAUCAGAAGCAUUUUGUUGGGUUUAUUUACUCAGAUAGCAAUACUUUUUUCACUAAAUUAACCAUUAAUAAUUAUACAAAAGCAGACCGUCCAUGCCUAGUCUAUAAAAGAUAAUUUUGAAUGUUUGUUUUCUAACUUAUCAGACUAAAUUAAUUUAGCCAUAGAACUUUUAAAUCUGAUAAUCGUUUCCUUAUGUUCAUGUAGGUCACAUUUAUAAAAUGCGUUUCUCUUUGUUGACUUUUUACACUGAAACAAACAUAUAUUCUCAAUAUUAACAGCUUUAUGAAAAUUCCUCCACAAGCAUAUGGUGGAAUUUCUUCCUUUUGUUAAUGAUACGUUAUUUUAGAACAGUUUAUAUGCUUGUUGCUUAUGGUUAAUCAAUUUUUCUUUCCAUUAGACCAUUUUUCUUAGCACCUUAAUUAAUUGAACAAUACAGGAGAAAUAGCUGGUGUGCUUGGUACAUUCUUUUGAUUUUUACCCUUGGCUAAUUUAACAGACGCUUUCAAAUGUUACUUUCACAAAGCUUAAUAAAUUACCUCAAAGUUACUUCAAGGAAAAGUAGGAAAAUCGGUUUAAGCCUAAGUGACAUUGACCAAUGGGUGAAAGUAACAUUUGAAAGCAUCUGUUAUUGACAUCAAUAUUUUUGUUAAAGAUAAUACUAUGCUCAAAUUUCAUCUUUGGAAAUAUUUAUAAUUGCUACACAGUGUCUUUGUAAAUAUGAAAUAAACAUGUUUUGACUUCACACAAAGUAGAUAUGUUGCGUUUAAAAUUCUACACACUAUAGGUGGUUACAAUAUGAAUAUAUAGUGUCGUAGUUGUUUUAAGAAAAGACCAACUUUAUUGACCUGUAAUAGGGAAUGCACCUUCCAAUACAUAAUUAAUUCAUUCUUUUAUUCAAAUUGGAAAUAUUUCGUAAGAAUUUCAUAGAUUUCAGUAAAUCUCUGUGAUAAAAAUAUUUUACGCAAGGAUGAGCAUAGUAUAUCUUUAAGAAUUUUAUUAAGUUUUAUAACCUGUAAAUUAAGCAUAUUGCAGAUAGUCUUCUAUUGACUUUGGUAUUGUAUUUUCUUGACACAAUGUUAACCUUUUUGCACUCAAAAUGAUCAGAAUAAAACUUUGCUAUUGUUUCUUGGCUAAACAAUGUUAUAUUGUACACAAUGUUAUUUUAUAUUGUCAAAUGCUGUUCAACACAGGGCUUGUGCAAUAUUUAUGUUCCAUUUCUAUGCUGUGAUUAAAUAGGAAAAAUUGUUUA